AUGUAUUAUAGCGAUACAUUUCUGAUUAUUAUUUAUGGAAUGAUAACUAAUUUAUUUGGUUGUUUUUUUGUAUUUUCUAUAAGUGGCGCAGCUGCCAAAUUAAUGUUUCCAAUGAGCGCUGGAAAAAGCUUAGCAAUGCUUUGGAAACAUGGUGAAAAUUUAUACUUCAUUAUGUUAUCACUGCUUUUUGCUAAAACUUCAUUUGGUGCAAUUCUUGUUUCACUUACAUUCCUCUCACUUUUUCUAUCUACAAUUGGUGCACAAAUAGUAGCAGUUGAAAUGAUCAUUAUGAGUGUAUAUCGAGCUGUAGUACGAAUUAAAUUUACCGAUCAAACAAUAUCCCGAAAUAUAAUCAUUUGCAUACAUUUCUUAUUCAUGCACUUAUACACUUUCAUUUAUGGUCGACUAGCCAUGAGUGAUAUAAAAGUUCGCUAUUUUUAUUUUGCGCCUAUUCUCUCAAUGCUUGCAUUUUUUGAGUUAUUAGUAAGCAUUCACAUUUAUCAUUUGAAACGAUUAAUUGUUAAUUUACACACAAUGCUUGGCGAACCACCGAGUAACCUUUGGAGAUGUUUGGGAUAUCCGGUGAACUGGUAUUGGACCGUUUGCUGGUAUAUUAUUACACCGGCACUCUGUCUGAUAUUUGGAGGAAUUGCUUUAUUUAUCAUCAUUAGUGGCAGGUUAUACAGUAAUAUCAUAGUUUUAACUCUGGUAACAUUCGCUCCACUAAGUGUUAUCAUUAUGAUUAUGAUGAUCCAUGUUUUAAAAGCUUAUCGGGCAGGAAGAACUAUAAGAUCUAUAUUUGUUGCUGAUCGUCAUUGGGCACCAGAAUUAGGCAACAAUCGGCAACAAGCGCAAUACGAAGAACGAGCAGCGCGUGCGAUCAUUUAA
Messenger RNA from Loa loa (African eye worm), 888 nucleotides. RefSeq lists its product as hypothetical. NCBI's taxonomy places the organism in Eukaryota, Metazoa, Nematoda, Chromadorea, Rhabditida, Onchocercidae. The transcript is spliced from 7 exons. The record is from RefSeq and is a predicted model, not a curated record. Gene Ontology annotation, cellular component: membrane. Gene Ontology annotation, biological process: sodium ion transmembrane transport. Bases 1 to 888 code for a protein of 295 amino acids.